GGCAACACAGGCACGGUCUUCCAGGCCACUAAAGCCAAUUUUCAGGAACUGGAAGUGCCUGGGUCUUUCAUACGACAUUGGGAAGCGCUUUCAAUGACAGUGAAAGAUGCGAUCCUCCUGACUGAGAAGUUAGAAAUCCCAUUCCUCUGGGUAGAUCGGUUAUGCAUUGUCCAGGACGACGAAAAUUCUAUGCAACACAAUAUUUCCUGA
Messenger RNA from Mytilinidion resinicola, 210 nucleotides. RefSeq lists its product as uncharacterized. Lineage: Eukaryota; Fungi; Ascomycota; Dothideomycetes; Mytilinidiales; Mytilinidiaceae. The transcript has a single exon. The record is from RefSeq and is a predicted model, not a curated record. The annotation marks the transcript as partial.